Molecule: messenger RNA, 1596 nt
Organism: Aspergillus puulaauensis
Lineage: Eukaryota; Fungi; Ascomycota; Eurotiomycetes; Eurotiales; Aspergillaceae
Product: FAD-binding oxidoreductase
Exons: 2
Coding region: 1-1596 (531 amino acids)
Molecular function (GO): FAD binding
Source: RefSeq, a predicted model, not a curated record
AUGAAGUUCCUGACAAAAAUCGUUCUCGCCGGGUGCGCAGCAUCCCAAGCUGUGGCCUUGCCUCAUAAAUCUCGGGCUGAAGAGAUACAAACCUCUCUCAAUAAAUUGGGUGUGGACGCCUCCAAGAUUCCCCAGUUGGGGGCCAACUCCACAGACAACCACUGCCAGAGUGCUUGCGAAGCAUUGAAUGAGAUUUAUGGUUCCGAUAGGUUGAUCGCUCAAAGCACUUCUGACUAUCAGACCGUCACUGGGUCUUACUGGUCGGCCCAGCAAGGAGAGGUUAAGCCAUCGUGCAUCUUCGUCCCCAAGGUCGAUACUGAUGUCUCGGUCGCCGUCCUCAUUUCUCAACUCACACAAUGUCCGUUUGCUGCCAAGAGUGGUGGUCACGCUGCGUUUGCCGGGGCAUCUAGCAUCCAGGGAGGAGUCACGAUACUGUUGCGCGACCUCAACAAGAUCACUCUCAACAAGGACAAAUCUGUUGCCUCCAUUGGUCCUGGCAACAAGUGGGGCCAGGUUUACAAGGCGUUGGAACCCGAUAACCUCGCCGUUGUGGGUGGUCGUUUGUCAGAUAUCGGCGUUGGAGGCCUGGUUACCGGUGGUGGCAUAUCUUAUUUCUCCAACUUGUAUGGCUGGGCUUUGGAUAACGUGGAAAGCUUCGAGGUUGUAAGCGCAAAAACAGGCGACAUUAUCACAGCGAGUGAAUCCAAAAACUCGGACCUCUAUUGGGCUUUGCGCGGGGGUGGAAACAACCUCGGUCUCGUCACCAAGUUCAAUCUAUACACAAUCCCCAGCUCGUUACUCUGGGGCGGCACCCGGGUCUACAGUGAAGAUCAAUUUUCCAAUGUCAUUGGUGCUUUCGUCGAUGCGGCGAAACAGGCAAAGGAUGACGGAAAUGCUCAGCAAUAUGUCCUGUUUGCAAAUAUGCAAGGAACGAAUAUCGCCUCCGCGGAGUUGACUUACACCAAGGACAAGAGCAACCCCCCUAUCUUCAACAAAUAUUAUUCGAUCCCUUCAAUCUCGAAUUCAACGAGCACGCGGACCCUGUCCAAAUAUUGUGAUGACAUAGCCGCUCAAGACCCCUACGGCAUGCGUGAGGUUUUCUGGACCCGGUCCUUCAAGCUGGACGAGAAGUUCGCGAAUUGGUUGGUCAUGAACUGGUUCUCAGUUCUUCCUCGUGUUUCUGGCAUACCCGGCAGCAUGACAGCUCUAACCAUCCAGGUCAUCACCGAUCCCAUUCUAAAGAAGAUGUCCCAAGCCGGCGGAAAUGCCUUGGGACUGGACGACACAGAAGGCCCAAUUCUUUUGACGCACGUCCUCGGCAUGUGGAACAGUACUUCGGAUGAUGAUAAGAUCUACCGCUUUAUCAAUAAUUUUUUCGCCACUGCUGUUUCCGAGGCGGAGAAGCGGGAUCUCGACCAUGACUUCAUUUACAUGAACUAUGCGAGUAGUUUCCAGGACGUGAUCCCCAGUUAUGGCGCAAGCAACAAGGCCAAGCUGCAGUCAAUUGCGUCAAAAUACGACCCUGAGGGGGUCUACCAGAAACUUCAGCCCGGAUAUUUCAAGUUGGAUCACGGGCCAGAGCCUAACCCAUUCUGA